AUGCGCAAUGGGCGAAACCACAUGUUGCAACCUCCGCGUCCAAAGAUCAGCUGGAUGUUCGUGAUUUGGAGGAGCCGCGACAACAUCUGGAAUGGCAACUGGGCUGCGGUACCUGGGCAAGGUCGUCAUAGUAACGGGGGGCACCCGGGGUAUUGGCGAAGGCAUCGUGAGAGAAUUUGUUCGCCAUGGAGCCAAAGUAGUCUUCUGUGCCCCAGGAUCUGAAGGGGAAAGGGGAAAAGUUAUUGAAAAGGAGCUGAAUGAUUCUGCAGGGCCUGGGGAAGGUCGCUUUGAGGUCUGCGAUGUCCUCCGUGAAACAGACAUUAAGACUUUGGUUUCUGUGACCGUAGAACUUUACGGACAGCUUGACUGCCUGGUGAACAAUGCUGGAAGCCAUCCUCCUGACCAAACAAUAGACGACGUGUCUGCACAGGAGUUUCGCAGCCUCAUGGACCUCAAUGUGGUGAGCUGCUUCUUAGCUGCUAAGACCGCCUUGCCUCACCUCCGCAAAACGAAAGGGAACAUCAUCAACAUUGCCAGCCUUGUUGGUCUCAUCGGACAGAAGUAUGCGGUGCCAUAUGUUGCAACCAAGGGUGCUGUUACAGCAAUGACAAAAGCAAUGGCCAUUGACGAGAGCAAAUAUGGCGUCCGAGUCAACAGCAUCUCACCUGGCAAUAUCUGGACUCCUAUGUGGGAGAAGCUUGCAAGCCAGACAGUUGACCCAAAAGCAACGAUCCAGGAAGGCAUAGAUGCUCAGCUUUUGGGGCGGAUGGGGACCCCAGCGGAGUGUGCGGCAGCUGCUCUGUACCUGGCCUCUGAGGCCACCUUCUGCACGGGCAUCAACCUGGUGCUUAGUGGUGGAGCUGAACUUGGAUACGCACAGAAGAGCCACAGAGAGCUGAAUCCUGGCUCGGAAGACUAGUUGGGAGUCAGCAAGAUGACUUCAGUGGUUAGUUGAUAAGGUGGGCUGAUCAGAACAGCUGCAGCUCCAGUGUUGAUUUUACUCAAGCCAUCCUUUCAAAAAGACAGAACGUCCGCAGGAUAGCGACUACGUUUUUAUCUGUCGUAGCCAAAACA
Messenger RNA from Lacerta agilis (Sand lizard), 1074 nucleotides. RefSeq names its product hydroxysteroid 17-beta dehydrogenase 14 (gene HSD17B14). Gene Ontology annotation, cellular component: cytosol. The record is from RefSeq and is a predicted model, not a curated record. The coding region runs from base 92 to 919 and encodes 275 amino acids. Gene Ontology annotation, molecular function: estradiol 17-beta-dehydrogenase [NAD(P)+] activity. Lineage: Eukaryota; Metazoa; Chordata; Lepidosauria; Squamata; Lacertidae. Gene Ontology annotation, biological process: steroid catabolic process. The transcript has 9 exons.